CGCUCGCUAGUCUACAUAUGACCACCCGCCGAUAAAGUUGUCCGCUCGAGCUAAACUUGCAAAGUGUGCUGCUUACACUGUUUGGUGCAAAUGGGGUAAAUGGUUUUAUCGUGGUGCUUAUUGAAAUCGCUUGUUGCGUCGAAGACAGAAAUCAAUUGCAGAAGUCAACAAAAGAUUCAAGCACCUUAGGUGCCAAUUGGGAGUGUCCGCGGUUUCGGAUUCGGGAAAUUCGUUUCCCAUUUAUGAUCAUGUAAACAUUUACGGCUUGUGGCGAGGAACAAAUAGUGUUGAUAAAUAAAUAUAUCCUACAUCCGAUUUGCCUGUUUGGAGAAGUGGUCAUUGCCGGGCAGGUGUUUUAUACAUUAGCGAAAUAAGGAAUGAACCAAGCUAGGUCUUUGGUUGGUUUCUAUGAUUUGGGCAGAGCUCAAUUGUGAAGUGACUUUCGAUCGAAGCUAUCCGAAUAAUCGUGUGGUGAUUUACUCGCGCAAUGCCAAAGAUACGGGCUGGUGGGUUCUUAUCAGUUGCGCACAGCUUAGUCACAGUUGUGGUUCUUGUUGUUGCUGCUGCUGCUGGAGGAACUGAUAGCGCUGGGCAGCUGCCUUGCGAAUUUCGUGAUUCAGUGAACAUAACUAGCGGAGUGCGCGAUACCCUGGGGAAUAUCCUUUACAGUAACAUUAAGUACACGCCAGAGCAUUAUGCGGUGAUAAACUACGAUUAUGUUGAGUAUGACGUCAGAAUUAGUGUUCCGAACUACUAUCGAGGCUGCGUAUGCCAAGUGACGAACUGUGUUAGAUUAUGUUGCCCAGUGGGCCAGUGGUUCGUCAGUCGUGAGGAAAGUGUCACCACCUGCGUCGAUGGUAAUAGUCUUUUGUCGCCUGCUUUGUUGACGAAUGUAACGACUGCGAAUGGCGUUCGAUUGGUGAACUUAGUUGAGGAUCAAAUAUUUGGAUUUGUCCAUCAGAAACCAUGCCCGGCGCUGCUUAUCGAGGAUGCUUCCCAGUGGGCGUUGGAUGACGCUGGAGCUAUUCUAUUGAUGGAUAUGGUCGUACCCCAGGAGGAGUACUGCCUGGCGGUGGGUGAUGACACGGGUUUAGUUGCAGCUUACAUGUGCCCGUUGCCGCUGGAAGAAGGAAGCAUCACAUAUUCUAUUGGUCUGAUAAUUUCCAUCCCCUUCCUGGUGGCGACGCUGCUGAUCUACGCAUGCAUCCCGGAGCUCCGAAAUAUCCACGGCAAAUCGCUCAUAUGCUACGUGCUUGCACUAACCUGCGUGUAUAUUGUGAUGCUGAUGACGCACUUCGAUACUUCGAUUGUCCCGUGUGUAGUUCGAGCAUAUUUGUUCUACUUUUUUGUGAUGGUCAGUUUCUUCUGGUUGAAUGUGAUGUGCUUUGACAUUUUCUGGACCUUCAGCAGUGGCGUGUUGAUCAAAAAUGAGAAAAAGCGAUUCCUGUACUACUCACUCUAUGCCUGGGGUUGCCCGCUGAUAUUAGUGUCCAUGGUAGCCGUUUUCGAAAACACAGAAAUACUCAAUGAAGAUCUAAGACCUGGCUUUGGAUUAAAUAAUUGCUCGUUUAUCAAUGAAAAGCUGAUCCAAUUCCUAUAUCUGUACCUUCCGCUGCUGAUACUGGUAGCCAUGAAUUUGUACUUCUUCAUAGUCACCGCAAUCCGAAUCAUUCGAGUGCAGAGAGCUACGGAAGCUGUACUGAGAAAUGAUUCCGGACGGCACAGUCGGUUCGAGAAAGAUCGCUAUCGGUUCACGCUGUACCUGAGACUGUUCAUCGUGAUGGGUGUCACGUGGACGUUCGAAAUAGUGUCCUGGGCUAUGGAAAACAACAUUUGGCUCUUCUACGUCACUGACAUUUGCAACUGUCUGCUGGGAGUUAUGAUCUUCUUUCUGUUUGUUUGGAAGCAGAAGGUGCGGAAGUUGGUUGCUAAAAGGAUAGGACGGCAUCGCAACUUAGGCAGGAAGAAAACUUCCGUUAACGCUACAUCGACCAUGGGUGGAUCGAAAUACACCAGUGUCCAGGAUACAACGACGAUUCCGUUGAAUACAGUGUCCCCUUGAGGAUCAAUGGCUUCGCAACUCUGUGGGCCAGAUGCGGCUGCAUGCAUGACUCUUAUCUACGCUUAUUUUAUAUGCAUUCUUAGAGGCACAGAGUAUGCUUCAAGUGUGCUGAAAUAGAGUAACGAGAUCUUAUUUUGUAAGUGUCACCAGAACUCACGAUUGAUGCAGGUAAUGAAAGUAAGCAGUUUACCAAAGAACACAGCUGUUUGAUGGUUUCCAUGGACAAUGUCAUACAUUUAGGCAACAGUUUGUUUAAGUCAGUAAAAUAUACAAAAUAGGAGAAUAGUACCACGAAACCCAAUCGUGCAGUAUUUCUUUAGAAUUUUGAGUUCGAGUAAUUAAAAAAUGAUUUGAACAAAACACCCUUAAAAACCGCGAACAAGCAUUUACAGUGUAUUUUUAUAUAUUCUUAGUUUAAUAGUCAGAUUAUGCGACAGUUUUUCGAAGACAAAAGAUAUAAUGCUGGCAUAGUCUUAAUGCUCAAGAUAGAAAUUAUAGUCAAUAGUUUUAAAUAUGUUGUUUGAUUCAGCGCUUUACAAUACACGACAACAUUUUUGUGUGUACAUGAUGAUGUCUAAAAUUGGUACACAAUCAAUAUUUUUUUUUCUGCGAUAAAUAGAAGAACCUUCUUCGCCACUAGUUAAUAGAGGACUACCAAAGUAAAGUAUUUUUUUAAAGCAUUGGCAAUUUGUAUUGCGGAAAACUAUGCAGAAUCCGAUACUCUGUUGAUGUUUUAAAAUAUUUGUUAGAUUUCCACGUAAACGUUCCUUCUGUUUAAUCAUUGUUCGGUAUUGUAUGUAGCAAGUUUGAUGAUGUCAAUAGGUUUGGAUCAUUGAAGUCGAUAAGUCAAUGGACGGAAACAAUCGAAACUAGUGCGUAGUUUAAGGUAGGUAAAUGUAAGUUUCUCGGACCAAAGAAAUCACCAAACAUUGUACAUUUAUAAGUUAUCCAGAAUGAUAAACUCCAGUAUAUACAGCACUUAUUCAUACAGAGAGCUUUCAUGGAUAAAAUACAGUAUUACUCUGCUAAUUCAACAAAAUCACGUCAAAGUUUUCGAAUAUUGACUCGAUACUUCUGCUUCAUGUUAAAACAAAUAUACAAAACCGAUAGCAUACUCACAACAGAAAACCAUGUCCGGAUUUGAAAAUCCGAAAGUAUCCGAAACCACAUGGAUUAUGUACAUCCCGCGCAAUCCAUGACAAAGUAAAUACUUCUCCCUAGGGGUAGGUCACUCCGCACACCAAUCUUGGGUCAUCUUUUUUGUCAGUGUGCCGCAAAUAUGCCGAUUUUGCCGGUCAUACAGCAAGCUGCGAUUGUUAGUAAAAUACCCAUCCCGGCAACCCGGUAUUUCUGACACCUUGAAUGUUUUGGUUUGAAAUCGCAAGGAUAAAUAAAUCGGAUUGAGGAUGACGCGGGAAAUGGAGGGUGUGCGACAUUUCAGUGAUUUGUGAUCCAUAGGGCAAUAAAAGUCCUGUGUUUUAGUGUUUUAUAAUGCCCUCAAAGGCAGACCAGAAACCUAGCCUUUCGGCCGGAAAGAGUUGGAACCGGUGGGGAGCAUUGUUGGAGACCGGCUAUAGUGGGUGAUGAAUAAACUUCUUUAGUUUGUUUAGUUAGAGUUAAGGGUACUAAUGAGGUCCGAUUAACUGCCUCUUUCUCUUGAACCCACUCUUGAACCUACAUUUCGUAUUUAGAUCUAUAAGAGAACUGCUGGUCUGAGUUCCUAUGAUAUAUUCAAUUAGAAGAUGUUCCUGAACAUACAGUCAAACAGCACGCAAUGUUCUGAACAACUUGAAUGACAGUUGUUCAGCAGUGCUCCCAUUUAAUUAACAACGAAAUGGGAGCACUGCUGAAUAUAAUUAUUUAAUUAUAAUUAAUAUAUAUGUAGAAUAUAAUUUCGACACAAUCAAUACUUACCCCUUGACUUCUCCAUUAUAUCGUCUUGUCAUAGCUUGUCACAGAUUUAAGAUUUUUCCCACCUAAGAGCAUGACAUACCUAAUCGAUUGUUCCCAAGUGUAGCUUUCUGUCCUUCAAUCCGUAUUAGGGUCUGAAUUAUGGAGUGUUGGUUCUGCCGAGGUAUUCAUGUAUUUAAACAUUUACAUUUGUACAACAACAUUUAAACUGUGCUAGUGCUGA
This is a messenger RNA of Ochlerotatus camptorhynchus, 4196 nucleotides long. RefSeq names its product G-protein coupled receptor Mth2-like. Lineage: Eukaryota; Metazoa; Arthropoda; Insecta; Diptera; Culicidae. The transcript has 5 exons. Gene Ontology annotation, biological process: G protein-coupled receptor signaling pathway; cell surface receptor signaling pathway. Gene Ontology annotation, molecular function: G protein-coupled receptor activity. Gene Ontology annotation, cellular component: membrane. The record is from RefSeq and is a predicted model, not a curated record. The coding region runs from base 488 to 2062 and encodes 524 amino acids.